Messenger RNA from Arabidopsis arenosa, 2592 nucleotides. Lineage: Eukaryota; Viridiplantae; Streptophyta; Magnoliopsida; Brassicales; Brassicaceae. The record is from the annotation of a GenBank genome assembly.
CCACUUCCGAUAGCGACGAGCUUCCCUCCGCCGCCGCCGAAACCCUAACUUCCCAGCCACUUCCAAUGGAAACAUCAUCAAUUGAAAUCAACGAGCUUCCAUUACCCACCAAAACCCUAACACCUCCUGCUUCCGUCGACCCAACUCCAAUGGAGACAUCAUCAAUCGACGAGCUUCAAUCGUCCGAUUCAAAUCCAACGGAUAACAUUGAAGCCGUUGGUGAGAAACGGAAACGAACCGAUGAAGACGAGAAACCCAAUCUCGAAUCAUCAGACCCGAAGAGUACUCCUUCACCGUGGUGGAAGACGAGUCUCUGUUCCUACUUUCGGCGUGAGGCUUCGUGUAGUCAUGGUAGCGAGUGUAAAUACGCUCACGGUGAGGCGGAGCUCCGGAUGAAACCAGAUAAUACUUGGGAUCCGACUUCUGAGCGUGGAAAGAAGGCCAAGGCUAUGAAGAUGACUGAGCAAGAAGAGAAAGAAGACGACGAGGUUUUGUUCACUGAGCAGAUGAUGGAAUCAAUUGAUGGUGAUGAAGGAGGUGGUGGUAGUGUUAGUGUUGUUGAUUUGUCACUAAGUAAAUGUUUAGUGCAUUUACCUAAUAAAUGGCAAUCUGAUGAACUGAAGAAAUUUUUAGGAGAGCAGGGAGUUCAAUAUAAGUCUGCCAAGAAAAGAAGAGGAAUGAUAGUUGGUUUUGUUACAUUUGAGAAUGCAGAACAAUUGCAGAGCGACGUAGAGAUUUUGGAUGGAAAAAUUGUUAAUAGCAGUAAUUUGAAGAUCGCUGAUGUUCUUCCCCGUACAUUUGACAAGAAUGAUGCAAGAAAAUCGGUGAAAAGUGCUCGUGGGGCUGUGACUCCUUUGGCAGACUUGUCUUAUGGUGACCAGCUUGAACAAAAAAAGGCUUCUAUUGGGCAGAUGUUGAAAAAACUUGCGAGGAAUGCGCGUAAAGCUUGUCCAAAUGGGAAUUCACUUCCACAAUGGGUCCUUACAUCUAGAGACAGAGGUGGUCUUGCAUGCAACCUCGAGGGCAUUAUAGAAUCACCGAUUACAAAUGGCUACAGGAACAAGUGUGAGUUCUCGGUUGGAUUAUCCCUUCAGGGGAAGCCAACUGUUGGAUUCAGUCUAGGAAGUUUUUGCGCGGGUGUGACAGCAGUCGAGGAGCCUGUGGAUUGCCCUAACGUCUCCAAAAUUGCUUCUCAAUAUGCUUCAAUCUUUCAGAAGUUUAUAGAAAAGUCAAAGUUCCAAGUUUGGAAUAGGUUUCAACAUAGUGGGUUCUGGCGACAGUUGACGGUUCGAGAAGGGAGAAAACCCGGCGUGUUUUCAAAUGAUGAAGAUGCCAUUACAAGAAUUGCGGAGGUUAUGCUUAUUGUUCAGGUUUGUUUAACUGAUUCUGAUGAGGCAGAAGUGGCCACUGAGUUUGAAGAAAUGGCGAAAGCGUUUGCUGAAGGAGCUAGAGCAAGCUCUCCAACUCUUCCCCUGACUGUAUUAGUUGUCCAGAAUCACUCAGGAAUAUCAAAUGUUGCACCACCCGAUUCUCCACUACAAGUGCUGCCUAUUCCAAUGUUAGACAAUGGGAUAAAUCAGGAGCAAACCACCGAUGUAUUGACUGAAGCUCGGAUUCAUGAUCAUAUUAACAACCUUCGGUUCAGCAUAUCCCCAACAGCAUUUUUUCAGGUUAAUACCGUCACCGCAGAGAAGUUAUACACAAUUGCUGGAGACUGGGCUGACCUUGGUCCCGACACUUUACUCUUCGAUGUAUGCUGUGGAACUGGAACAAUCGGGCUUACACUGGCACAUCGUGUUGGCAUGGUAAUUGGCAUAGAAAUGAAUGCUUCGGCUGUAGCAGAUGCCGAACGGAAUGCAACGAUCAAUGGCAUAAGCAACUGCAAUUCCGUUGGCUUUGUUGUACAGGCAGAGAAUGUUAUGAGCUCUCUACUUAAACAGUACCUAGAUGUGACUGAAAUGGAAGAAGCUAAGCCUCUAAGUAAUGCUAACGAUGAUCUCGACAAACAAAUUUCCUCAACAGAAGAAAUGUCAAACUCAGAGCAUGUAGCUGAUCAAAACCUACCUCCUACAAACUCUCGAGUAGAAGAACUUCAAGACAAUGAGCAGAAGGAUAUUUCCUCGUCCUUAGAACCGGAAAAAUCUACAAAACCACAGUUCAAAAAUGUGGUUGCUAUAGUCGAUCCACCUCGUUCUGGACUUCAUCCAGCUGUAAUCAAAGCUCUAAGAACCCAUCCCCGGUUAAAGAGACUUGUGUACAUUUCGUGCAACCCCGAAACGCUAGUGGCAAACGCGAUAGAGCUUUGCACGCCAUCUUUUGAUGAAGCAGAUAGAGGAAACAAAAAUUACAGAGGGCGCAAGAAAAUAGGCAUUGCCGCUUUGGCUCGACAUAGAGCCAAGUCAAUGCCAACUUCUGAGGCUUUUAGACCUGUCAAAGCCAUGGCCGUUGACCUUUUUCCCCACACUGACCACUGCGAAAUGGUAAUGCUCCUUGAGAGGUAAGAAUAAGCAAUAAACUCUUUAAGAGAAUGAUGUAGCACCAAAUAAAACAAGUAACAACUAUUUUUGUUUUGCAUAAACACAAUUUAAGGAU